AUGUCUUCACUUAAAGUCUUAACGUUAGGUGAUAACCCUAAUAUACUACUAUAUACAUCACGUUUCCAAUUAGCUAAUAGUGUGGAUCUAUACCAUAUAAGUAAUACUGAUUCAAAUGUGUUUGAAAUUGAGACUCAUGCUUAUGGUACAGAAAGACUUGUAUUAAAAAACCAUUAUAGGUCUGUUAACCUAUUGACUGAAAAAUUAAAUGGUUCUGAGCAAUUGAUAUAUGAUGUUAUUAUGCUUGGCGCUUCUUCUUUACAAGAAUUAUCUGCAUUAUCUAAUGAUUUAACUGAAUAUAUGAAUAGCAGCACUAAAGUUUUCAUAGAAAGUACAGGUUUUGUACAAUUAGAAUCAUUUGUGAAAAUGUCAAUGAAUGUUCCACAUUUAAACAUUUUCAGUAUUUUAACAGAUUUUGAUAUUAGAGAAACUUCCAGAAAUACAUUUAAACAAUUUAGAACUAAUAAUUUAAGUUCAUCAACGAAUACCAUAUAUUUAGGUGAUUCCUCUGUGAAGACUUCAGAUUAUGCACCUGUAGUAGUCAACUUAUUGAAAACUUUCGAAAGAUUAUUUCAAAAAUUGUUUCCUCGUGAUACUAUUAACCUUUGUAAUGAAAAUCCUUCAAGAUUUUUAACCACUCAAUGGAAUAUUGCUUUACCAAUUAUAUGUUUCGAUCCUUUGUUGAUUCUAUUAGAAGAAACUGAUCCACAGCAUUUAAAGGAUCAAAUCCUUGCUAAACCUUUAAUAUCAGGUUUAGUUAGUGAAGUAUUAAGAAUUACUAAAUCAAUGAAAUUAAAAUUAACUUGGGAUAAUGAAAAAGAUUUAUUAAAUAAUUGGGGGGAAACUUAUUCCAUACAUAAUUCAAUGCCUUCUUUAUUAUAUCAUUUUAUUCAUAAGACUGCCCCAUUGAAUUUCGAUAUUAUUCUUUUACAAGUUAUCUUAUUAGCUGAUGAUUUUAAUUUAAAGACUCCAUAUUUAGAAUUUUUAUAUUCUACAAUGAUUCAAAUUCAAAAAUUAAAUGAUAAUAAAUCAAAAUGGUUUAUUAGAUCAGAAAAUAUUAAUCAAUCAAAUACAGAAGUUGAAAAUUUAACUUCUCAAAAUGAAAUGAAUUUAACAAAGAUUCAAGAAUUGAAUAAUACAAUUAAUAAAGACCAAUCACAACUUCAAAUUUUGAAGACUUCAGAGACUAAUUUAAAACAUCAACUUGAUUUAUUAAAGGGUAAAUUACAAUCAUUUGAAAAAGAAAAUGCAGGAUUAAUCUCUAAACAUGCAAACGAGAUUAAAAUUUUACAAAUGGAAUUACAAAAAAGUUCUCUGAAUGAAUCUAAUGAUGAGCAACCAUUGACUAAUAAUGAUUUGAAUGGUGUUAAACAAGUACAAGAAUAUAACUUAUCAGGAACUCCAAUCAUGCAUGAUUUACAAGAUUUUGCUGGAUAUGGCGUCAAUUAUGCCGAUUCCCCAGCACAAAUGAAUAAAUCCCCAACUCCGCAACCCAAUAAUAGAAAUUUUCAACAAAAUGAUGCUGAUAAUUCAAAUGGUAACAGGUUAGAUAUUCCAGUAAGCAACCAUAGUGAAACAAAAUCAACCAGUGGAAGCGAUACCUCUUUGAAAGAAAGAGAACUUGAAUUACGUAAGAAAGAAUUAGAGUUACAAGAACGUGAAUUGGAUAUGCAAAGAAAAGCAAUGCAGAUUCAAAUGAGAGGAUUCUCUAACCAACAGCAAUCACAACCUCAACAAUUUAAUGGUGCCAGUAGAAAAUCAUCUUAUGUUAAUAUGCAACAACAACAACAGCAGCAACAACAGCCACAAGCUAUGCAAAAUGGAUAUGGUCGCUCAAGUAGAAUGCUUCAUGGUGCUACUGCACCUUCUGCUACUGUAUCUGCUGGUGAAUUCAUGGAUCCAAUAUCAUCAACGAUGGGUUACAAUAAUAGUAACUAUAAUAAUUAUCAAGGCCAAAUGAAUCCAAAUCAACAGUAUCAAGCACAUGGUUUUAAACCAACAAGUAGGAAAAAUAGAAAUAGUAAUAUGCCAUUACUAGGUAGUGCUUCGAGUGCACCAGGGACUGCGGGAUCCUUUGGUACUUAUAACAGACCACAAAAUGGGAGUGCUAGUCAACCCAAUUUAAAUCAAUCAAGAAUUGGUUCCAUGACAAGCCAGAAUUUACUGGCUGGUCAAGCAAGAAAUAGACCUGCACAAAAUGUAGGUCCAUAUACUAAUAAUUCUCGUAACAAUAACGUUGCCCCUGGCAUGAAUAGCACCAGUAUGGCAUCUUUACAACAAAGACAAACUAGCGCGAUGUCUGUUUCUAAUAACGGAGAUCCAAAUACAACGUCAAAUACUGUUAUACAUAAUGUACAAUCGGCAAGUACAAAUAACGUGACAGGCCUAAAACAAACAUACGCACCAGUCACACUCUCACAGGGCACAUCUGGCCCUUCGAAAAUGAACAUAAGCGGUGGUUCUAUGCAAGGUCAGUCACAAUCGCCAAUCAUACCAGCUUCACCAGAUGUUUCAUCAGUAGCUGAUCAAUCUUCGUCAAGUCACGACGAUAAAAAAAAGAAGAAGAAAUUUGGUUUCUUUAAAAAGAAGUCUAAGAAUUGA
This is a messenger RNA of Maudiozyma saulgeensis, 2601 nucleotides long. Lineage: Eukaryota; Fungi; Ascomycota; Saccharomycetes; Saccharomycetales; Saccharomycetaceae. The record is from the annotation of a GenBank genome assembly.